AUGAAUUUCUUAAAAUUCAUAUGUAACAAUAAUAUAUUAUCACUUGACAAAUUGUUUUGCCAAUUUGUUAAUGACCUGGAUACUUGGUGGCUGAAUCAUACAACUGAUUUGUCAUAUGAACUCACAAGAAUUCAUUCAUUCAUGCAUACCAUAAUCAUUAAUGUUGAUGAAGUUGUUCAACUUUAUAUCCCGGACAGCAAUAAUUAUAAUGACGUUUUAAUUCUGGCCUGCCUGAUAAAUAUGCAAAAUAAACGCACGGUAUCCCAUGUUAAUUUUCAUGUUCAAAUUAUAAUGUGUGCAAUUAAAUUUAAUUUCAUCGACAAAAAGUCGUUAAAAAUACAACUAAAAGAAUUAGUGAAUAAAAACUAUAUUAUGAUUGAUACACAGAACAUUUAUAAUUUGAAUAAUGAAAAAAUCAUGAACGAAAUAAAUAAACAUAUACAUAACAAUAUAUAUGUCAAUAAAAUAAUGUCAUUAAGUCGAGAAAGUUAUUACAUAACAGCCGCAUUUUACAACCUGCCAUCCAUUUUUAACCCUACAAACAAAAUAAAAAUCCAAAAUCUAACUAAUAAAACUCACAUAUUCAGCAGAUUUCAAAAAAAAUUUAUAUUCAUUAAAGAUUUCAUAAACAGCAUACUUCAAACUCAUUUCUUAAAAUUAACAACUGAUACUAUUCAAGAAAAUUACCUACAAUACCCCGUCAGAGUUCGAUUCGGUAAUCCACUGUUUUGA
Metopolophium dirhodum (rose-grain aphid) is the source of this 732-nucleotide messenger RNA. RefSeq lists its product as uncharacterized. The record is from RefSeq and is a predicted model, not a curated record. NCBI's taxonomy places the organism in Eukaryota, Metazoa, Arthropoda, Insecta, Hemiptera, Aphididae. The coding region runs from base 1 to 732 and encodes 243 amino acids. The transcript is spliced from 4 exons.